Arthroderma uncinatum is the source of this 5850-nucleotide messenger RNA. RefSeq lists its product as uncharacterized. Gene Ontology annotation, biological process: protein phosphorylation. Gene Ontology annotation, molecular function: protein kinase activity; signaling receptor activity; ATP binding. Lineage: Eukaryota; Fungi; Ascomycota; Eurotiomycetes; Onygenales; Arthrodermataceae. The record is from RefSeq and is a predicted model, not a curated record. The coding region runs from base 1 to 5850 and encodes 1949 amino acids. The transcript has 7 exons. Gene Ontology annotation, cellular component: membrane.
AUGUCCAACAAUCCAUUCACCUCUUCCUACAGCCAGGGACGAGAUGGCUCGAAACCAGCCAACCUACAGCUGCCGCAGAUGCCGACCUUCCCCCUCUCGUCUCCUAUCAGCGAGGAGCUGCUCACCCCGUUCGACGACCUCGACUCAUCUCCAGACCCUUCCAACCCGUUCACAUCACCAGAGGACGCCGAGGUGCAGAAAUUCAACUCUAAUAACCCGUUCCUGACGUCGAAGGAAGGGUUGGGCGGUAUAUCAAAGCUCAAGGGCCGUUGGGGGACAGUGAAGCAGCCGACUCGGGCGAGUGUGACGAAGAAGAAGAAUAGACCUGGAUUGAACCUGGUGACGAACUUUUCGGCGCCUGGCGCGCAGAAUAGAACACACCAGUGGGCAUUACAGCAGCAACAUCAGGAGGGGAGACAGAUCAUCGGUCUGAGUGAGUUGCAGGAGAUAUAUAAUCCAUCUACUACGGUGAACUCAAAGAAUGUGCUAGUCGAUACCUCUCAGUCCAAACCCAAGUCAAGGGCAGCUCGCGUUGAGAAGCGUCAGUCGGCACGAAAGAUUCCCCCGCGUUUAUUCCAGAAGCCUUCAUCGGAGGUGACGGUAUCACCUUCUGAUCGACCCAUCGUCAUCGGCGUAUCAGUACCACUGGGCUCGCCGGCAGCACUGGCGUUUAGCUCAGAUGCAAGGUCUACACCAGGUAGAACGGAUAGUAUACACAGUCUACGCAGCCACGGCAACACUCCAGUCACACCCACCAUAGUCGUGACGCCUGCUUGUGAAGAACGCGUGUGGGCAGAGGAAAAGAUGGAGGAACCAACACGGCAAAGACCCAGGCCAGCAUCAAGUAUCUACUCGCAAGCUACGCCAAUGAUAAGAGGCAUUCAUAGAGAAGAAGACAUUCCCCCUGUGCCUGCCCUGCCACCACCAGAAACAUACGCCAACAGCCAUGGAGUCGAGGGCCCCUUUGGAAGCAUGGAGGCAAUAUCAGAACGACGACGACGCGUUCUUUCAUCAGGGACCAUGUUUGAGGAAGACUGCUCACCCAAGCAGGCUCCGCUACCGAGAUCAUUCUCCAACAAGGAACAAGGCCAGAACGACGGUGGACUAGCUCCAGCUUCGAACCGUCUCAGUCUUGAGACUAUAUCUCCCCGUCGUCGAUCAGAGGGGUGGUGGAACUAUCUCCUAUCCCCUCUCUUAUCCCGCUCUAGCACCAUGACUACCAUCAACACCAUUCACCGCACCGGAUCCUUAGGAGAGGCUGAAGAGCGGCCACCCAUGCCAGUAUUACCGAGAAAUGCACGACUACACCUGGCAAUACCAAACCAAAGCAAUGAUUCAUUCCUGACAAACAAGGAGUGGCGUGACAAGCAGGUCUCCGUCUUUUCACCCAUCACUCCAGAAACAGCCACCGAAAAGGGGUCACCAUCCCCCAAGGUUUCAGGUGUAGGUGCUGCCUGGCGCGAACGACUGGUCUCUGUCUUUUCACCCAUCACUCCUGAGAGUGCCGGGGCUAAGGAUAAAAGAAUCCAGAGUAACGUCACAGAAUGGCCGGAUAUUGACCACUGGUACUUUCAGCAGGAGAAGAAGAUGAAGGUCGGAACUAGCAAUCUUACUAUCAACACUACCAACACCAGCAAUAAGGGUCAUGCCACCGGUACACCUAAGCAUCUGGACAGUGAAGAGCAUAGAACCUCUCUUUGCUCCGCAGUGACAUCGCAGUCGAUCCCAUUCAUGAUGUCAGAUCCAGGUAGUCACCACGCCAGCGUCAGUACCGGCCCCAGUCAUACUACUCGGAAUGUAUCGAAUGGUCGAUACUUUGCCAAUUAUUCAAGCACAUAUGACAAUACUCCGCCUCGACCUACAAAUAGGGACUCCGAUUCAACUAUCCGCAGGCCUGAUACCCACAAGGACCAAAACACAAACAACCCAUUCUUUCAACAGUUCGUCGAUGAUAUACGGGCUGACGACGGCAGGAGGCGUUCCGACUCUGCAUCUACGAUGAUCGAGGAAGAUGAACCCGAGAUAUCCCCCAACGUCCGCCAUGCAACAGCAACCCCUAUCUUUCACAACGCCAUGCCAACGAUGGUCGGAACCCGACGACCGCCUCCGAUAGUACCACCGACACCUGCAGUUCCCUCAAGAGCUAGUGUAGCGAGCGCUGAUUCCUCUGGCUCUCCCGAGUCAACUCCCCAACGGCCAAAGGAUAAACUAGCAGGCAUAGGCACUAUAAAACGCAAGGGUGUUCCCAAAUACCGUGCCAUCUUACCGCCAGAUAGACAGUCACCGCUAGAAUCUCCUGGCCCUCUCUCCCCGGAAGCUCAAGCGACGCUGAAUGCCGGCGGCAUCCCUAUGUGCGAUGUUCCCCUCGUUCGUCGACCAGAUAGGACUUAUCUUUUACCAACGUCUAAUUCAUUACCUCGUCACCCAAAGGUAUCGCCGGUUAUUCUCCAGACUCCCAUUAUCCGUUCGACUCCUAAAAUUGGGCCUAAGAUUGGAAUCAAAGAUCUACCGUCCGUGACUGAGAUACAGAGGAAAAAGAUAAUGCGUAAGGAAGUGGUUGGUGAAGAUGGGAGUUUCUGGCGUGGACAAAAGUGCCGGUGCAAAAAGGGGUGUGCUGGCGGACGAGAUUGCGAAGGCAGAAAGAAACGAAGAAAGUGCAUCUUGAUCAUCAUCAUUUUGAUACUUCUUCUUUUGAUUGGGUUAGGUGUUCUGCUGGGCGUGUUUCUUUCAAGAAAACAUCCUGGUCAGGGGGCUCAGCGACCACCAGGGUCAUCACCACAGCCAACGCCUGGUCAGCAACCUGGAGAGAACAUGGGAGAUAAUCGAUGGUUAAAUCUAACCGGAUAUCCACCUAUUCCGACAGGCAUAUCUACUGUUGCCGGCCCGAAUGCUGCGGGUAUCAAUUCAGGUUGCAUCGCGCCUACGAGUAUGUGGAGUUGUUCCCUACCAAAGGAGAUGCAAGAUGCGAAUAGCCCAUUUGAUGCCGACCAACCGCGGUUUAAGAUCGAUAUUCGGUUCAAGAACGGGACGUACGAUCAUAGUACCACGGUUGCCGAUAAGGGGAAGAGAGACUUAAAUGUCUUCUCCAACUUGCUAGCACUUAGAAGCUGGGCAAAGCUACAACAUCCUAUCGAGCGUCGAGACGACUUCACUCCCUCUCCUGCACCCCCGACUCUAGAAGAGCAAUCAUUCCUCGGCAACACAACUGAUAAAACGGCAAGCCCCUUCGAAGGCGAAGAAACGCCCUUCUUCGUGACUGUUCUCAACACGGCACCGCCCAAAGGCGUCCCAGGAACCGACAAUAACUCUCAUCGCCGGCGGGAUACCGAGGGCUUCCCAGACCUCUCCAAGCUUAUCCCCCCUCCCGCCCUUGACACUGACGGCACCGCGGCUCCCGCAUCCCUCUACCCCCUCACUAUCUCACAGCCCUUACGCCUCUAUGACCGUGGCCUACCGACUGAGCACUACGGUUUCUAUACCUACUACGACCGAUCAAUCUUCCUUAAAUCGUCCCGUCCAAUCGGCGACUCAAAAGAAACAGGAAAUAUCCCUAGCGAUCUAAACGGUGGCUCUACAAAGUCCGCCGCAAGCGUACAAUGUACAUGGGCACAAACCAGAUUCCUCGUUCAGAUCUGGACCCAGCCAUCCGAGGCAGGAUUACAACUUAUCUCAACCUCCGCUGAUCCAGGUCCAGCUUCGCCAUCUUUUGCGGAAGAUUUCAGACGUCCUGGCACCUUACCUUAUCCUGUAACGAUAAUACUCGACCGUCAUGGCGGUGACCCUAAGAAGAAGGUCGUAUACUGCUACGGUAUUGAUGCGGGUGGGAAGCCAAUACUGACGAAAAAGAAACUCCAGCUUGAACAUCGUGAUUUCGGAGGGGUUCUUGUUAACCCUGCCCCGGGAAUAUUCAAUGUCUCUUCUACACCAAACAUGAGGAAGCGUGCGAACCCUGCUGUUGGAGCAGGAAUAGACGGCGGCAUUCGCCGUGGAUACCGGCCCCUAGACACCAAGAUACAACCUUCAUCGAACCUUGAUUUCGUAUAUGUGCCCGAAGAUGGAGUAGAAGAUUUGGAAGGCUAUUUCCCAGGAGGCUAUCACCCGACACAUAUCAACGACGAGUUUUGCGGAGACAGAUAUAAGAUUAUUCACAAAUUAGGCUACGGCUCCUAUUCCACUGUUUGGCUCGCUCAUGAUCGUGAAAAGAACCGCCAUGUUUCGUUGAAAAUUGCCAUUGCCAAGGCCUCAAGGAACAAUUCCGAGUCUGAAAUCUUGCGGCAUCUCCAGAGCAGAGAUGUCUGUCAUCCGGGCCGUGAAUAUGUUAUCUCCUUGCUAGACGAGUUCUCGUUUGAUGGGCCUAAUGGCCGCCAUACCUGCCUGGUGACUGAUGCCGCUGGACGCAGUAUUGCGGAGUCUAAAGAGAAUAGUCUAGACUUCAUGUUUCCUUUACCGACUGCACGAGCCAUUGCCGCUCGAGUUGUUAUGGGUCUUGCCUAUAUGCAUUCCAAAGGAAUCGCUCACGGAGAUCUGCACUGUGGUAAUAUCCUUCUCCAGACUGUCGACUUUGAUGCUUUAAGCACGGAACAGAUACGUGGCCGAUUUGGAGUACCAUUUAAGAUGCCUAUUACUCGUGUGGAUAAGGUCCCUACUGGGCCAGAAGCCCCUCUCUACGCUGUUGUGCCGAUGAAUCUAAUGGUCCCAAGUGAUAAGGUCGUGGAUUGCAGAAUUAAGAUCAUUGAUCUUGGAACUUCGUUCUUUCCCGAUAAACCGCCAAAGAAACUAUAUACACCGAAUACCCUUCUUCCUCCCGAAGGGUUUUUUCACGAAACCAUUACACCGGCUGCUGACCUAUGGACUCUUGGUUGUAUUCUCUAUGAGAUCCUAGGUGAACGACCCCUCUUUGAGACAUUAUUUGGAGAUCCGGACGAUGUGAUUGGAGAAAUGUCAGCGCGCCUAAAUCACCCGGGCAGAGAGAUGAUGCUCAGAACAGAGAUUAAGAAGCAGCAGAAGCAGGGCGUCAAUACAAGCACCGUGGACGCACCCACGACCCGACGGAAGAAAUCUGAAGCCCGAAUUGUGACAUGGCAUGAGGCCCCCAAAUGGCAACGGGAUAAUAAAUACAUCCUCAGCGGCUACCGCCGAGAAAAAGCAGAUUAUUUGGAGAUCCUCGCCAGCCUGACAUUCUUGCACAAUGAGACUUGUAAUGUGUAUACCCACCUGGUCGGGGCAUUACUCCUACCGAUUAUCGCGACUACUUUCAUGCGCGUCCUCUCUGAGCCUCAACUCUUCAAUGUCUCUAGAACAGACUAUGUCAUGUUCGGGAUCUUCUUUUUGUGUGCGGAGUGUUGUUUAAUCUUCAGCGCGGCAUACCACCUAGUGGGACCCUACUCGCAUGGCGUAGAACAGUUCUGGCAUCGAAUGGACCUGCUGGGGAUUGUCAUUGUGACUGUGGGAACAUUUAUUCCAGGCAUCUAUUAUAUUUUUAUCUGUGAUCCGGGCUUGCAAAAAUUGCACUGGGCCAUCAUCAUAGUCUCAGGUUGCGCUACUGCUGCUCUGAUCUCGAUACCUAGGUUCAGAACGUUGCGCUGGCGAAAGGUGAGGGUGGGCGCUUACAUUGCGCUCGGCGCGUCGGCAUUCAUUCCCCUAUUGCAUGGAGUGCAGCUAUACGGGCUCGAGUACAUGCUUCAGUACUCAGGAAUGAAAUGGUAUCUGCUAGAGCUUGUUCUCUAUGGCGGCGGAUCUCGAACUCCAGAACGCUUCGCUCCGGGUAAAUUCGACAUCUGGGGCAGCUCACAUCAGAUCUUUCACGUUUCCAUCUUCGUCCAGGCCGCUCAUCGAGCUGGCCAAAGUUAA